Messenger RNA from Stegastes partitus (bicolor damselfish), 8791 nucleotides. RefSeq names its product myosin XVI (gene myo16). Gene Ontology annotation, biological process: neuron projection morphogenesis; negative regulation of G1/S transition of mitotic cell cycle; phosphatidylinositol 3-kinase/protein kinase B signal transduction. The annotation marks the transcript as partial. The transcript has 33 exons. The record is from RefSeq and is a predicted model, not a curated record. Gene Ontology annotation, cellular component: myosin complex; nucleoplasm; perinuclear region of cytoplasm. Gene Ontology annotation, molecular function: ATP binding; protein phosphatase binding; cytoskeletal motor activity. NCBI's taxonomy places the organism in Eukaryota, Metazoa, Chordata, Actinopteri, Pomacentridae.
UGCUGCGACUCCUGAAGGAGGGAGCAGAUCCCAACGCUCCCAUUUCCUCUGGGGGAUCCUUGCUGCACCUGUGCGCUCGCCAUGACAAUGUGUUCGCCGCAGAGCUUCUGAUCGAGCGAGGCCUGAAUGUCAACCUGCAGGACGAGGACCUGUGGACAGCCCUGCACGUAGCGUGUGUGUGUGACCACGCAGACGUGGUGCUGCUGCUGCUGGUGGCUGGAGUGAACAUUCUGCUUCAGGACAUCAACGGAAACAUUCCUCUGGACUACGCCUUCGAGGGAACAGAGACCAGCUAUAUCCUCCGAAAAUACCUGGAGGAAAAUGGUGUGGAUGUGUCAUCCAUGCAUGCCAUGAAGACACAGAGGCCCAGCACUAUGUUGUCUGAUGUCAGACAGCUUGUAGCCACGGGAGGAAGCCUCAACCAGCCCAACGGUGAUGGGGUUACUUUGCUCCACAUUGCGUGUGCCAGUGGCUACAGAGAGGUGGUGUCGGUGCUGCUGGAUAGUGGAGCAGACCCUCAUCCCGCUGACAACAACUUCUGGACCCCUCUCCACCUGGCUGCUAAAUAUGGACAGACAAGCAUUGUUAGCCAGCUCCUAAGGCAUGGAGCGAACCCGACUCUGCUGAACUGCAACCAAGACAAGCCCUCCGAUAUUGCCGUGUCAGAGCCCAUCGCAGACAUGCUGCUGAAUGCGGAGGAGAGCUGGCUGCAGAGACUGAAGGAUCCUUCUGCUCCUCUACCCUCCACUGACCAACGCUAUGAUGGCGGCUCACACGACCUCAACACUCCUGUCAAGAACUUAAACCCCCUGGGUCUAUCUAUUUCUAAGCGGGACAGCCUGCUGGAGAAGUGUGCCAUGUUCAGAGAGGCAGGCGGAGCACUGAGCCGACAGCCUUCUCAGGAUAAUGGCCUAGAUGGCCCCUUCAGCUCUGGAGCCAGCAAACUGGAGCAGGUCAAGCUGAUGCCUCCAGCCCCCAAUGACGACCUGGCGUCCCUCAGUGAGCUGACUGACAGCAGCCUCCUCUACGAGAUGCAGAAGCGCUUUGGCAACGACCAAAUCUACACUUACAUCGGACACAUCCUCCUGCUGGUCAAUCCAAACAAAGAGCUGCCCAUCUAUUCCACCUUGGUGAGUCAGCUGUACCUGAGCUCUACGGGUCGCCUGUGCUCGUCUCUGCCUCCUCACAUCUUCUCCUCAGCAGAGCGAGCUUACCACAUGAUGCAGCAGGAGAGACGCCCGCAGUGUUUCAUCUUGAGUGGUGAGAGCGGUUCUGGGAAAACAGAGGCGUGUAAACACAUAGUGAGACACCUGACAGCCCGAUCCAGCCCCAAAGGCUUUAUGCUGGAGCCCAGAAUGAAGCACGUGAACUGUAUUCUGGAAGCCUUCGGUCACGCAAAGACCCCGAGGAACAGCAACUCAAGUCGCUUUGUCAAGCUGUUGACCAUCCAGUACUGUGAGAAGAGGAGGACGCUGCUCAGAGCCCGCCUGUACACCUACAUGCUGGAGAAGUCCCGUCUGGUCCACCUGCCUCCUCAGCAACACAGCUUCAGAAUCUUCUACUUGAUGGCUGAAGGCCUUUCAGCUGAGGAGAAGAGUGCACUUUAUCUCAACAAUGUCCUGGCUCAUAGGUAUCUCAGCGGAGGGCUUGCCGGAGAGAACCCUCCAGUGGCCACAGCUUCUACCCAGAGCAGGGAACAUCUUGCAGCAGUCAAGCAAUCCCUGCGAGCGCUGGGUUUCAACAAGCAGGAGGUCGACUCAGUCUUUACGCUGCUAUCUGCUGUGCUCCAUAUUGGGGAUCUGCGUUUUACUGCGCUGACAGAUGCAGAUACGGCCUUCCCUUCUGACCUGCAGCUGCUGGAGAGAGUUGCUGGAUUGUUGCAGGUGUCCUCCAAUGACUUAGGCGCCGCCCUCACCUCUGACGUUCAGUACUUCAAAGGUGAUGUGAUCACUCGUCGCCACACAGUCGAGAUGUCAGAGCAAUAUAGGGACCAGCUUGCCAAAGCUAUCUAUGGACGCCUCUUCAGCUAUCUGGUCAACAGCAUCAACGAUUACCUUCAGGGACAAGAUGACAGCAUUGGUGAUCCGGCCUUGGAAAUUGGUAUCUUGGACAUAUUUGGGUUUGAAGAAUUCCAGAGGAAUGGAUUUGAGCAGCUGUGCGUGAACAUGACCAACGAGCGGCUGAGGCAGUACGUCUCUGAGGUGCUAUUCCAGCAGGAGCACGCUGAGUGUCUGCAGGAGGGCAUCGCCAUGGGGACCCCCCGCUCCCCGAGCAACCACCCAGGCGUUCUGGACUUCUUUCUUCAGAGGCCUCAGGGACUGCUGUGUGUGUUAGAUGAGGAGAGCCAGAGCCUGCGGCCAGUCGAGCAGACCCUGUACAAGAGGCUGUCUGCCCAGCUGGACUCCAACCCGACUCACACCCUCUCUCUCACCACCAAGGACGGCAACGGGAACCCCCCACCCAAAGACCAAGGCCCUGCCUUCACCGUCAGCCACUAUGCAGGACAGAUUUCAUAUGACCUCACAGGAUCGCUCACGAAAAACAAGGACUCCCUUCCUCAGAAUCUGCUGUUUACGAUGAAGACCAGUGAGAGUGUGUUACUGCAGCAGCUCUUCCAGUCCAAGCUGACUCAGACUGGUUCUCUGGUGCCAGCAGCCCAGGGCCGCAUAGGGCUGAGGGGGCCUAAAGCUGCCCUGUUGCUCCACAGGAUGCCAUCAGCCUCUCUGGUCAAUGCCAGCUCUAUCCCCCAACAGCCCCGGAGGUACCAUGAUCUUACCAAGAUCUUGAAGAAAAAAGGCUCAAGCUCCUUCAUCCAACGGCUAGAACGUUGCGGGCCCAUCACAGUGGCUGUCCAGCUGAGGAACUCGCUGUCGGAGAUGAUCAGCAAGCUGCAGGCUUGUACUCCCCACUUUGUGGAGUGCGUGCGCCCAAACUCCACCGGUCAGCCGGACAGUUUCGACAGCUUCCAUGUGUCCACCCAGCUGCAGUACAUCGGGGUACUGGAGAUGGUGCGCAUGAUCCGUUAUGGAUACCCUGUCCGCCUGUCCUUCCCAGGCUUUCUCAGCAGAUACAAAGACCUCGUGGUCCCAACUUUGGGAGACAAGAAGAAGCUGUCGCCCGAGGAGAGGUGUCGCUCGGUUCUGCAGCAGUCAAAGCUGCAAGGAUGGCAGAUGGGCAGCAGUAAAGUGUUUCUGAGAUACUGGCAGGCAGACCAGCUCAACGACCGCUGCUACCAGUUUCAUAAAAAGAUCAUCACCUGUCAGAAAGUGGUUCGUGGCUGGCUGGCCCGACAGCGGGUCCAUCGCAGGCUGUCGCUACAACACAAAGAGGAGUGCAGUGUGCAGCGUUUCCUGCAGGGGGCCGAAGACAUGGGGCUGCGUACCUACGACCAGCUGGUCAUCCAAAACGCGUCCGACAUUGCGCGAGAGAGCGACCGACUGCGCUGUCAUGGCAAUAGCCUCCUCAACAACUUGGGCAACAGCCCACCGCUCGGCGAGAGGCCAGAACCGGUGGGCAAGGAGGAGGAUCAGCCGGUCAGGAGGUCGGUGGAGAAAAGUGGGAAAGUCCACGAGGGCCCCGUCAACGGGGGAAAUCGAGUUAUUCGCCACUUUCGUUCCAGCUCAGUACCCAUCCCCCUCGCCAUGGAGAACAUGGUCCAUUCCUCUGCCAGUCCACCAGUUAAACCAGCCUUGCAGCAGGUAGCCCAUACCAACGAGGAAGGAGCAGGCGGGGGAGGUCUCUCCUCCCCUCGGAAGCAACCUCCACCCAAACCAAAGAGGGACCCCAACACCCGCCUGAGUGCAUCUUAUGAAGCAGUUAGUGCGGGGUUGACGAUGGCUGCCAAAGAGAGCUCCACUCCAGAAGGGUACGGCUCUCCAGCUGGAAGCCCCCCUAAAUCCCAGCUGUCCCCCACAGACCCCGCAGCCCUGGCCAAGCCCCGUCCCCACAGUGAUGACUACACAACGAUGAGAAAGGUACCUCCCCCGAAACCCAAGCGCAGCCCCAACACUAAGCUCACAGGCUCAUAUGAGGAGAUUAACGCCGUAGCACCCCAUCUCCACCAACUGCGCCCCGCUGAUGUAAAGCUGGCCUUGCUUUCUCGUGGUGGGGGAUUUGGAGGCUUUGGAGGCUUGAUGCAGAGAGCCGCCUCUAUAGAUACUCCGCAUGGCGUAGCGCUAAGCCUAUACAAGGGCCAAGAUGAAGAGGAUGUGUACAUAGAGAUGUUGGGAUCUCAGCCACGGGCUCGGAGCCUCCAGGAACCCCCUGAUAGCCCAGAACUGGCAGACUCGGAAGCUGUCUAUGAGGAGAUGAAAUAUUUCCCUCAUGAAGAUGGUGGAACUCCUGCCACUGUUGUCACCAAAGCAGCCAAACUGGAGGCUCUAGGCCUAGGCCUGGUGGGAUUGGGAACAUCUCCUCCUCAAAGUGGGGAGCCUAAACGAUUGACACUAGGGGUGACUUCUGCCAUGGACAUCACUCUCUCACAGAGUACAUCCAACAGCGGAGCUUCCAAAACUCAGUUUGGUAAAGAUGGCAGCUGUGACAUCCCCGCUCCCUUCCCUAACUUGCUUCCCCACCGCCCACCCCUCCUGGUGUUUCCCCCGUCUCCCGUCACCUGUUCCCCAGCUUCAGAUGAGUCACCCCUCACACCCCUUGAGGUAAAGAAGCUGCCGGUGUUUGAGACAAACCUGAACUAUGCUACUGGCCCAGACAGCCCCCUGUCUCCACAGUAUUCCCGCCAGAGGGCUGACUCUUCCCCAAGCCUCACGGUCCUCAUGCCAGAGAAGAAGUCUACACCUCCGCUCACCCCUCCUCCUCCACCUCCUCCCCCCAGCGCCCCACCUCCUCCCUACAGACCUCCUUCGCACUUUCCCUUCCCACCUGAGGCCAGCUUCCUGGCUCUGACACGAGCAGCAUCUGUCACUGGGAGCUCCGAUUCCCCUAAAACAUCUUCACAAAGGCCAGGUGGGGAACCGCUAGGGAAGCCGCCUCCCUACUCCCCUGUGAAGAUGUCCCGUCCUGAGCCUCGACGGGCCCACUCGUGCUCCUCCUCUCCCCUGCUAUUUAACCCGGCCAACGGUAGACCGCUGACCAGCCCCCUGGAUGAGCUCAACACUCUGUUCAGCUCUGGCCGCAGCCUGCUGAGGAAGUCGACAUCUGGCCGCAAGAUGAGAGAUGGAGGAUUCAAUUCUAAUAUCAAUCUGCCAGGGAGGGAAGAAUGUGGCUCUGCCCCCACCUCACCAUCUCUGCAACUACAAGACAAGAACGCCAACAACCACUCUCCUCACUCCCCGAGUCCGGCUCCUAUAGAGAACGGCAACCAGAUCUCUAAUGGGUCGCUGGAGGAUGAAAGUCACAGCAAGUCAAACUCCUCCAGCAGCACCUCGAUGCACAGACACAUGGACAGCCAUCAUACUCAGGUGUUCCAGCGGUUACGUCUGUCCAACGGGGAUGAGAGCGCCGCCCUGGCGGAGCUUUUGCGAUGGCGGCGAAUGCAGUGUGAGGGGCGGAGUGACUGGAAGCACCGUCCACCCCAAUCCCCAUCCCUGCCCCCCACGCUGCUCUGGACCAACAGGAAGGCCUCUCCGUGACAGAGGUUGUGUGAUACAGUCACGUGUAUUGGCUAUGAAGUUCCUCCCUCUUCUUCAGCCACACUCGCACAUGCUCUUAAUUUUUUGUUUUGUUUUGUUUUGUUUUUUAAAUCCGGGCCAAUAACCUCAAUGCCCAUGGACUACGCUGAAGCUCCAAGCCCUAAAGCCUGAGCCUAGUCCCUGGGCUGAAGGUUCUGCUUCUCCCCUUUGUACCUGACUGUGGAGGAUUCCCCAACCACUAUGACAGAAACUCAGCAUUAUGUGACACUGACAAGUGUUAUACAUUAAAAUAAGUGGAAAGCAGACACAGUAGAGGUUCAUGUGGAGGUGGAGGUAAUUCUAAAGUUUUCUUCUGAGAUAAAACAUAUGAUGUCCAUCAGUGGGAGGCUGAAUUUAAGAGCAAGUUAGCAGUGUUUUCAUGGUGGUUCCAAUACUGAGUAGUCCUUGUAUUCUGUCUGUAUCCAAGCCUAUCGUGAUGUACUGCUGCACACAAAGGAGCUCCACCCCGAAACAUGGUGCUGAUUAUACUUGACAUGCUGUCCUGUGAUGCUCCCAUGAGUUCUUUUGUGUGCACCCACCCGAGACUCAGACCUCUAAAGUUUACACGUCAAUCAAAGCCUUUGGAAACCUCCGAUUUUUAGCAUCCGUGCACGGGCUUAGACAUGGGACCUUUUUCAGGUACACAGCUCUCACUUAGCCUCUCAUGUUGGGGCUCUUAAGUGCUACUGCAGCCCUGGUAACGAGCGACCAGGGGUCAGGGCGACCUCAGUAUUAUCCCAAGGUGCACUUCUCUUCCUCUUUGUUACCACCAGCCUUUGAGGAGUGAAUCCCUCUGGCCAAAUUUCAAACUACUGCACUUACCUUUACUGUGAGAAGGGGAUCCAACAAAAGAACCUGCAUUGGUUUAAGGUGUAAAGCUGAAAAAUACAAAGCUUUAGCUGACAGGUAUAUGGUUCAUGUUGUGAACAUGAAACUCUGUGCCAAAGUUGUGUGAAAGAUAUAUCUAAACGUACAGUUAAAAACUGAUGUGUACAGUCGUUCCUGUAGACUUAUAUAUACAAUGACAUAAAUGACCAAAUCAUAGCUGUUACUGCGGUUCAGUGGUGAUUCUGUGGACUGUUCCUUUAUGGAUCAAAAGUACAUGUUGAAAAAUAGGGAAAAUACAGUCUACACUUCUAAAGUAGCAACUCGACUCUCAUUGCGUCUCAUCGACACCUGGACAGGCUCGUGUGUUUGGUGUUGUUCAGGAGACUUUCGCACACAGAUGAACUUGAUUAUUGUACAGAUUCCUCACAGACACCUCCCGUGUCCUCGCGUCAUCUCCUUUCUCGUCAUCUGACCACAAACAAACAAGACCUGUUUCCCCACUUGACCCCGCCGAGCCCCUCCCCUUCCCCGAUGGAUCAAACCGGCUUUACGGGUGUUUCCAUGGUAACCACAUUGUAAAUAGUGACCAGUGUCGUACGUUUUAGCUUUUAAUAUAGCAGAGGAGCACAGAGGUUGAGCUGAAAGACAAGGGACAUGGUAGAGGUGAGAUAAUACUGUCUAUGAUGGUGAAACUGAGAUCGAAGAAUGUCUUGGGUUAGAUGCAAUGACGGAGGUAAAGAGAAGAGGUUUAUUUUAAAAUGUGAAUAUCCUUUUUUUCAGAAUGACUGUCUAUGGCUAUGAAAUUCUUUAUACUCUAUUUAAUAUUAUUUGUUUAUUCCCCUCUAUACCCCCCGACCCUGUUGUUCUGUUCCUCCAAUGCAAGGCAGGUGUUUUUAAGCGUAUAUGGAUGUUUUAUUGCACAAUGUUUAUGUGGUGUUGUGUUGACUUCUGUAAUGGGCUGGGUGUGUCCCGACAAGCUGUUUGAUCUUCGCAGAUCAGUCUGAAUUGUUAGAGCCGCAAAGUAUCAAUAGCUCUAAUUGAUUUCUCAUUCCCACUGAUCACCCACAAUGUGUCUGAUUGAUUCAGCCUUACAAAUUAGCAGCACCAUCAAAGGAUCGAUCUCGGCUGCUGUCGGUGCGUGGAGGUGCACAAAUAUUCAAGAGGAAUUAAAGGAGGCCGCUGAUAUUCAGGAAAGAGAUGGCAAAACGAGCUGAGCUGCAUUUUUUCGACUGACUGGCUGAAUGUAUAAAUGCAAAAUUUUUAUUCCAAUACCUGUGCACAUCACGGAAUCCCUUUGUAUCUUAUUAUUGGAACAUGCGCCUGUAUCUAAAGAGUGUACCUAACUGCUUAAUGUGAUUGUUGUCUUCAGAAGUUAUGUAUGCAGUUCAUUUUUAAAGCAAGUUAAUAACAAUACGAUAUUGAUUUGCUCCAUGAUUCACACCUCGUGUGCUGUGAUUGGGGCUGCAUGAGUACUGCAAUGGAGAACUAUGUCAAACAUUUUUCACACAAGGAUUUAAACUCAUCUGUGAUCAAACGCAGGAAUCAACAUCAAGCUGCUCAACUUUGCCAAUGCCAGUGAAAGAGAAUUCCUCUCCUCGGUAUUUGCCCUUCGUUAUGAUCCGAGCUCUGGUUAGUCAUGUGCGGUUUUGUGUAUACCCAUGUUUACAGAAGUCAUGAAAUGAGGACAUUGUUUUUAUUGUAAUUUAAAGCAUAUCAGUGCUUUCUACCUUGCAUGACCACAUGUUGGGCCUCGCCCCCUAUAACAUGCUCGUGCUGAAAAGAUAAAGGCUGUCUAAUGUGAAGAACUGCUUCCCGCUGCACUGUGAAUCACCACUCUGUCCCCUAUGUCUCAUCCACACACUUUAAUCCACCUUCAGUUGGAUCGGCCCGCAAAACGCGUCACCUCCAUCCCAUAAAAAACCUCAAAGAAUUAGCUCAGUCUGUCGAAAGCAUACCAAACUCUGGCAGCCAGAUUACUGCCAGUCAUCUUUGUUAGUCAGGAACCAAUAAUCAUCUGCUCUGAGAUCAGCUCUCUGGUGCUGCAGCCAGUGCAGAAUGGUCAUUCUGUUGUCCCCAGUCCAUAUAUAGAUGUCCAGAGAGACACAAUAUUUCAGCACCUAAAAAGGGUUAUCUCACUGCCUUUCAUAGUGUUGUUGUUUUUGUUUUUUUUUUAACUGUAAUAUUUCUUUUGUACAUGACAUACAGUAUAUUUUAAUCUGCAUACAUAUGUGUUUGUGGAAAGAAAAAAAGAUUGUGAUAUUUCAUAAUUAUUAUGUUCCCAAUGUUUUAUAAGUACUGUACCUGUACAGCAAUAAAGCACAAUUGUGUCAAUGCCA